Messenger RNA from Trichobilharzia szidati, 291 nucleotides. The record is from the annotation of a GenBank genome assembly. NCBI's taxonomy places the organism in Eukaryota, Metazoa, Platyhelminthes, Trematoda, Strigeidida, Schistosomatidae.
AUGAGCAAAACAGACAAGCAAUUUUGUCCAGUGGUCCAGUUUCGUUUCUUUGGCGGUACAAAUAUACUUUGUGUUACACUGGUCACCCUAUUGAAUACAGAGCAAUCAUUACAGAGAAUCAUAUUGCCUCUGAAUUCAUUUGGAGGCUUAUUCUUCUCUUCAUUUACUAAUGUCUUGGAAUACAAUAAUACUUGUGAUGAUUGUCCAAUCAAGAUACGCCGUUACAACAACAACAACAAAGAAGAUGGAAGAAUUGUCUUGCCGUGUAUAUUCAAUGCCGUUUCACUUUGA